AUGACUAUAGCAAUGAUUGAACAGCUGAGAGAAGCAGUAGAUUUGCUGCAAGAUCCCAACAGAUUAAGCAUUGAUAUUACAGAGAAAAAUGUGAUAAACUUUUAUCCUAAGGAAUCAGCAGAAGGCUUAGAAUUACAAGAUUCUGCACUGAAUGGUCAAAUGCAGCGGGAGCCAUCUCCGGUGUGUGAGGUGCAAAAUAAUCCAACGCCACAGAGUAAUGGGAGCGAGUAUUCUCCAGAUAAGAUUGGAGAAAACUCCCCCGAAGUCUCUCCAACCACCAGCAGUGCAGCUCCAUUUGGCCUGAAACCUCGAUCAGUAUUUCUAAGACCUCAGAGAAAUUUGGAAUCUAUAGACCCACAGUUUACAAUUCGGAGGAAAAUGGAACAAAUGAGAGAAGAAAAAGAACUGGUGGAACAACUCCGUGAGAGCAUUGAGAUGAGACUCAAGGUCAGCCUGCAUGAAGACCUGGGUGCUGCGCUCAUGGAUGGUGUUGUCCUCUGCCAUCUGGUCAAUCACAUCCGCCCGCGAUCUGUUGCAAGCAUCCACGUCCCCUCACCAGCAGUUCCCAAGCUUAGCAUGGCCAAAUGCAGAAGAAAUGUGGAAAACUUUUUGGAAGCAUGCCGAAAAUUAGGAGUACCAGAGGAAAAGCUAUGUCUACCCCAUCACAUCCUUGAAGAGAAAGGCCUGGUCAAAGUGGGCAUUACUGUUCAAGCAUUGCUAGAUGUACCUAUAAUGAAGGCUGUAUUCACAUGA
This is a messenger RNA of Pipistrellus nathusii (Nathusius's pipistrelle), 753 nucleotides long. The record is from the annotation of a GenBank genome assembly. Lineage: Eukaryota; Metazoa; Chordata; Mammalia; Chiroptera; Vespertilionidae.